This is a messenger RNA of Agrilus planipennis (emerald ash borer), 1503 nucleotides long. Its product is annotated as E3 ubiquitin-protein ligase MARCH5. The coding region runs from base 444 to 1367 and encodes 307 amino acids. Gene Ontology annotation, molecular function: zinc ion binding. The transcript is spliced from 4 exons. The record is from RefSeq and is a predicted model, not a curated record. NCBI's taxonomy places the organism in Eukaryota, Metazoa, Arthropoda, Insecta, Coleoptera, Buprestidae.
ACAAACAUAGUUGCAUUGCUAAAUAUAAAUAUUUAGUAUUAUUUUUAUCUUAUCUAUCAUUUUACUUUUAUUCAUGUAAUUUACAUCAACUUUCAACAGGCUUAUUGCAUUAAAUAAAUCCACAUUAACUAUGAUUUUAAUACAAUUAUUACCUUGUCUAUAAAUUAUUACUUAUGUUAAAUUCUUAACAUUAUGUAUAUUGACAAUUGGCAAUCCAGCAUCGGUUUAAUUCAAGUUUAAUCUGCAUUAUUGUAAUCCAUUUGUAAUCAUAACCUUGAAUUUUGACGUAACGUUGUAAUCAAUUCACAAAUUUUUGUUUCAUUUAAAACACUUAUUCAGUAAAAUAGAAGAAAUUUUUUUGAAAUACUCUAAUAUUUGAAGCUAUAUAUAAAUGUAUUCAUUAACAAAAACAUGAAAUAAAAUGAAAUUUCAACCGCAAAAAUAUGGAUCAUCCACAUAUACAGACAGCGGAAGAUCUUGUCAAUGUAGUUGGAUCAAACGAUCAAAGAUCUAUUCAAACCAACAAAAGUAGCAGCAGAGAAUCAAGCAGGUAUUGUUGGGUAUGUUUUGCAACUCAAGAAGAAGACACUGAAGCAGAAUGGGUGCAACCAUGUCGAUGUCGUGGAACUACAAAAUGGGUACAUCAAGCUUGUCUACAACGUUGGGUAGAUGAAAAACAAAAAGGUGGCAAUGAAGGAAAAGUAGUUUGUCCACAAUGUCAAACAGAAUAUAUUAUUGUCUUCCCAAAUAUGGGCAUAAUGGUUUUACUACUAGAUACAGUUGAUUCAUUUAUAUAUAAAGGAUGCCCUUUUCUGGCAGCAGGAAUAGUUGUGGGGGCAAUUUAUUGGUGUGCUGUAACUUAUGGAGCGAUUACUAUAAUGCAGGUAGUAGGGCAAAAAGAAGCAAUUACUGUGAUGGAAAAUGCUGAUCCAUUAGUAUUACUAAUAGGAUUACCAGCUAUCCCAAUUGCCUUAGUGGUUGGUAAAAUGGUACGCUGGGAAGAUGCAGUCCUCACUUUUAUGAGAAAAUACCUUGUAAAAGUACCACUUAUUAAACUUGACGUGCGACCUCCUUCUUCAAGAACAGAUGCUGACAUACCAGCAUUAUCAGAUCCUGUUUCAGCUACACGCGUCCUUUGUGGGGCUCUUUUAUUGCCAACAAUUGCUAACAUAUUUGGAAAACUAUUUUUUGAUUCAGUAAAAUCGAAUUUCCACAAAACAAUUCUAGGUGGAUUAACCUUUAUAGCAGUUAAAGGCUGUCUGAAAAUUUACCAUAAGCAGCAGCAAUAUAUUAGGCAAUGUCAGAGAAAAAUUUUGAACUACACAGAAUCAAAUAUUUCCAUGUAUCUACAUAGGCGACAGGAAUAGUCAUUAGAUUAAGCAGAUAUUUAUAUUUUAACUAAUUUGUAUUUUUAAAAUACAAGUUUCUUUUCCACUUGGCCUUUAUAAUGUGCAGCGCUCAAAAUCUUACGACAUUAUGCUAUCUAAUCUAAAAUUUUAUUUG